Messenger RNA from Salmo salar (Atlantic salmon), 3457 nucleotides. The record is from RefSeq and is a predicted model, not a curated record. Lineage: Eukaryota; Metazoa; Chordata; Actinopteri; Salmoniformes; Salmonidae.
UUCCGUCAAGCCAGGCCAGUUUUAGGUGAGGCCGUUCCAAUGAGCCCACAGAGGAUAUCAACUGCGAUGUAAUGAUAAAAAAGUUGCACAGUAUACGCACGCACUCACGCACACAACACACACACACACACACACCGUUUCGAUAUGGGGAUAGUUUAGUGUUAGCACACGGUUAGGCAACACACUACCAGGAUACACUUCUACACUCCGUCCCCAGGUGGCAGCACCAAUCGGGUCAAAGGCUGUCCUCUGCCAGGAAGCCUUGAUUAGCACAACAGGUGGUGGCAAUCAGGAUUGAUAGACAAUCUGUGACCAGACGCAUCUAGGCCUGCCAGUUUCUGUAGUUGUCUUGUGUUAGUUAACCUCUUUAUUUUAGGCUUGCCUCUUUGUAGUUUUCUACAAAGAGAAAACUUGAACGUAUAGUAAUCUGCUUGACUGGCUGACCGUGGGAGUCAUGACUGAGCUGACCCUGAACUAGCCCAGAGGUUCGGUCUGAACAUUAACAUGCAUCGCUUGCGUUAUGGUUUUUUAUUUUUUAUAAUAUUUACUUAAAAAAUAUAUAACUUAUUUUUUUACACCAAAUACAUACAAAAACAACGACUACAUCUCCUCUGCCCCGACCCGCAUGCUCACACCCCCGUCCUUAGUGCCUGCAUUAUUGUUUGCCACAUGGCCUUAAAUUGUACCAAUUAGUUUUUAGCUCUGUCGCCCAUGCUAUUUCAAUAUUCAGAUAAUAAAUCAUUAGAUUUUCCCAUUGUGUUAAUUAUGGCGGAUUAAUUGAUUUCCACGUUUUUAAAUGUUUUUUCAAGAUGAAUGAGAAGAGAAUCUUGCAGCCCAUUGGGUAUCUCACUACACCCCUAUAUGUCAUGUCUUAUGAGGACCUUAUCUUUCAGGUUUAAACAGUGUACAGUAAGUGUGUAUUUUUCAUUUGUGAAAUGAUUUUGAUAGGAUAUGAAAGCAGAGGGAUUUAUGUUUCUAGAACCAUACUGCAAUUGAGAAUCGAUUCUUGUUUAGAUGGAGUAUGUGGCUGUUUUGGCUUCCAGAGCCAAUUUGCCCUUUAAACAGAACAUGUAAGGUUCUUGGACUAAGGAGUAUCGUUAAGCUCGUUUAGUCCAAUGUUGGGCUAGCCCUGGACCUAAGGGCCUCUCUCUCCCUCCCAGCUGCCAACAUGAUGAAGGACUGCCUCCAGUUCCUCAUCGAGCCGGCCAAAAAAAUGAAGAUCCGCCUCAAGGAGUCUCGUAAGAAAGUGACAAAUGAGAAGAAAGAACCUUUAGUGGAGAGUCAGCUGUUUAUAAUGGAGCUGGCCAGGGAACUCAACAGACUGUGCCAGAGGUCAAAUGUCCUAGCCCACAUCUGGACCAAUGAAGACUCCUGGCCUCCCAGUGUGUGUAGAGAAUGCAUAGUGGAGUGGGCUGCCGUGCUGGAGAAUAGAGUACAGCCAAGGAGCAUCCAGACAGAGCUGCAGGCUGAUUGGCCAGAGAAGAGGGAGUGGAAAGGUCACCUGUUGUGUAUGCUGGAGACAGGUGGAGAGUAUGACAUGGCAUCCCACAAACGGGUCAUCAUGGACUGGACACACCAGCUCAGAAACAAACUAGAGCCCAUUAUCUGGCCCGGUGAGCCCGUAUUGAUGAUGUUGGAUGAUCUGGAGUUCCAGUGGAGGAGGGGGCGUCUGCCGAACCUUCUCCCAGCCAUGGAGCUGGUCAUGUGGGUCGUGUUGAGUGCAGACAGCCCUGACAAGGAGGACGUAACCAAGCAGUGGCUGAUCAGAAAACAGAGGAGUCAGAAGAUUGAUGCAGCCCGCUACAUUCCCCAUAAUGUAUGGAACUGGAUCUGUGAUGCUGCAGAGGAAGUGACCCUUGACCCCAAGACAGCCAACCCUGACCUCAUCCUCUCCAACGACGACAAGCGCAUGUGCUGUGGCCUGGAGCGGCGAGACAUCCCUAACUGCACGUGUCGCUUCGAUGGCUGGUGGUGCGCUCUGGGAAACGAGGGCUACACCUCUGGGCGCCAUUACUGGGAAGUUGAAGUGGGUGACCGGGACUGGCGGCUGGGAGUGGCUAAAGCCUCUGCCCAAAGGAAGGGUUAUAGUUCCCUCAACACAAAGACGGGCUACCUCACCCUGCGGCUGGAGAGGGGCUCAGACCUCAAGGCCCUGACGGUGCCUUCCACCCCGCUGGCCCAGAUGCUGGUCCCCAGGAAGGUGGGGGUCUACCUGGACUAUGAGCAAGGCCAGCUCUCCUUCUACAACGUGGAGAAGAGGUCCCACAUCUACACGUUCAACGAGACCUUCACAGAGAGACUGUUCCCUGUGUUUGGGACUGUAGAGGUGGUGAAGGGUCUGGUGAUCAGGUCAGCACAGACCAGGGAACCCUGCCUCUGCCCUGGACCCUGUCUCUGGUGCUAAGCUAAGUGCUUAGAUAACAUAUCACAGCAUCUUUAAAACUGGUCCUGGAGAGCUAGCCUAGAAUCCACACUUAAAGCUCGAUUCAAUCCGAUUAAGCGUUAACCCGCGAUAGCUGACGCCCGCAUAGCUGAUGUUUUGGCGGUGUCGGCGUUGUAACUGCAUUGGAGCUGUCAAAUCGGUGAGCAGCUGCUCAUAGUCAUUGUCAUGAAGCCACACCCGUCCCACUCACGUUAGACGUUCAGAACGAGAAAGUGAUGACUGCACAUAAGUAAUGAAGCUCAAACUGAAAAUCAUUCAAUGAAAUAAUGAGGAUUUCUAUGAGCUUAAUCAAUGUGUAGAUUACAUCACACAUUCCAGUGUUCGAACUUGUAAACAAGGCUGCAUUGGGAUGGCAAUGUUCACGAUAGGUAUGAUACUGGGAGCCGCUUGUGAAUUUGACCGUUCUAACACGGUUCCACCUCAGACAAACGUCAGAACAACAGCUAUGCCGGUGUCGGCUAGCGCAGAUCUGAUUGAAUCGAGCCCUUAAUAUUGUAAACGUAGCAAUAUUCCGUGUCAAUUCCAGGCUAGUGGAGUGCAGGCUUUUGCUCUACUCCAGCCCUAACACACCUUAUUCAAUGGUUUGAUGAUUAGUUGAUUAGUUAAAUCAGGUAUGUUCGAAUUAGGCUGGAACAAAAGCCUGCACUCCUCAGGACAAGGGUUGAAGAGCAAUCAUUAACCCCUCCCAACACUUUUUCUUUUAAAGUGCCUUCAUACCAGUUUAUACCAUCUGGAAAUGAAGUGGUAACUAUAUGUAUUGGUUGUUAAAUUGCCAUAGUAUUUCAUGGUAUAAAGACACUGUAAAAGAAAGUGCUGCCCAAAUUACCCAAAGAUCCCAUGUAGUUGAAAUGAUGUAGUUCAGUGAGCGUUUGCGCACAGAAGAAAGACAGCAUGCAGUAGUCUCAUAAUGCGUAUCAGCAUAUUUUUGGAAGUUGCGGUAUGAUAUUGACCGUGUGUAUAAUGGUGUGAACAAUGCUUUUUUUCAGUCAUCAAUAAAUGAACAACAUUUUCAAA